Fusarium oxysporum Fo47 is the source of this 369-nucleotide messenger RNA. RefSeq lists its product as uncharacterized. The annotation marks the transcript as partial. Lineage: Eukaryota; Fungi; Ascomycota; Sordariomycetes; Hypocreales; Nectriaceae. The record is from RefSeq and is a predicted model, not a curated record. The transcript has a single exon.
CGGCCGGUCAUCCAGGUUACAGCUAAGAACGUCGGCCCUGGCGCGGCUGCUGCCCCUGACGACAAGGCGGGCAACCUUGCGAAGCAGAUCCCUAUAUGCAUUGGCGCCCGUCUGAUGCUGACGUCUAACCUUUGGCAGCCCGUUGGCCUCUGCAAUGGCGCUCGCGGUACAGUUUACGACAUCGGCUGGGCACCAGGGGUUGACCCCAUCCAAGACCCUCCCCGUGUUAUCAUGAUGGAGUUUGACAAGUACAACGGACCGGUGUUCCUGACCACCCCUGAUGGCAAGAAGAUUGUCCCGAUUCUCCCUGUAGAGAGAGACUUCCUCAUCGGAGCCACUCUCUGCAUUCGCACCCAGUUCCCCCUUAUC